Symbiodinium sp. CCMP2592 is the source of this 804-nucleotide messenger RNA. NCBI's taxonomy places the organism in Eukaryota, Dinophyceae, Suessiales, Symbiodiniaceae. The record is from the annotation of a GenBank genome assembly.
AUGCCGAUGCGAACGUCGGCAAGUGUCACGGAAGAUCGACGAGAAAAGGAAGAAGUUUGCGGUCUACAGCGACCAUUGAAAGAGCGCCUUAUCAAGAAGGAGGCGGAAGUGAGAGAGGAAAUGAGAAAGAUUGCCCAAGAGGCAUAUGUGGAAAAAGAAAAGAUCGAAAAGCAGUUGGAGACGAUCCGUAAGGAGGAAGAGAUCCAGGAGGCCGAGGCAAUGCAAGCUGUCGAGAGUCUCAUCCGGGUCCUCGUGCGCUCGAAGAACUUAGUCGUGGUGACCUCGCGGCCGCUCCUCAGUGGAAGAUCUGCGUUGGAGUCGGAUCCUGAGUUGAUCCUGACGAUGCGACUGGAGAGCCUUUCCGAUGAGCAGAAGCGGAUGGUUGCCUACGCGCGUCUGGGUGCCGAAGGUAUUGAAGCUUACGACAAGCUGUUGGCAAGGCUCCGUAGCUCCCAAAAUGUUUCCGACCAGGGAGAGGAGGCCGCAAGCGACGGAGCUGAGGACGUCUUUGGGAACCCCAUGAUGCUCAGCAUGCUGCUGUGCUACCUGCAGACCAUGGCUAAGAAAUAUGCCGAGAAGAAGGAAACAGAGGGCGAGGAGUACGCAGCAGAGGCCAAGGAGGAGGAGACGACGCUGACGGCCGUCUAUCGCGUCGCAGUGGAUGUCAUGCUGCAGCGUGUGCAAGCCCGGACACAGUCAGACCGCUGGCUCUUGCAGGAGCGAGUGGACCAGUCGAAGCAGAUCCUUCAGAUCAUGGCCAUGGCCAUGCAAACCAGUAGGCGGGCCGAGCUGAGGGUGGAGGAG